Messenger RNA from Erpetoichthys calabaricus (reedfish), 710 nucleotides. RefSeq names its product heat shock protein, alpha-crystallin-related, b11 (gene hspb11). The transcript is spliced from 5 exons. Gene Ontology annotation, biological process: intraciliary transport. The coding region runs from base 162 to 584 and encodes 140 amino acids. Lineage: Eukaryota; Metazoa; Chordata; Cladistia; Polypteriformes; Polypteridae. Gene Ontology annotation, cellular component: centrosome; cilium; intraciliary transport particle B. The record is from RefSeq and is a predicted model, not a curated record.
UUAGAGUCGCUCACUGGUUACACCCAGUGGCUGCUUGGCAACGCGUAAUAGCGUUCUGUGGCAGAGACUUGCAGAAGUGUUGGAUCCAUGAAACAGAACUAAAUCUGAACUUUUAAUUCACUUGCUCCAGUUUCAGGCUUCGUUAAGUGUUAUUUGCAGAUAUGAUCGAUGCUGCUUUGAGUUCUUCGGGAGCUCAAGUAGUUUUAGCCACAUCAAGUGAUGAGAAUCAUCCUCCUGAAAAUAUAAUUGACGGAAGAACUGAUACAUUUUGGAUUUCAACUGGAAUGUUCCCUCAGGAAUUUAUAAUUCGUUUUUCAAACCUCAUUAAAGUCACUUUAGUCACUAUCCAGAGUUACAAUGUUCAGAGUCUACGAAUUGACAAAUGCAGUUCUCCAGAUACAACAGAUUUCGAGAAAGUGUUAGAAAAAGAAUUUGAACAGACAGAAGGACAACUCCAGUCAGAAGAUUUUUCACUUGGUGGCACAAGAGCAACACAUCUGCGAUUUAUCAUAAAGUCUGGAUAUGACCACUUUGUUUCAGUACACAGAGUAAUGGUAGAAGGAACAAACGAAAAUCACAUGUGAAGUUUAAUAACAUGAGAACUUACUGUACUUUAACCUACUUUGUAUUAUAGAGUGUCAUACAUUUUUAUAUGCAUGUUUGCUGUAAAUUUCUGAUCUUUUUCAUGGAUUAAAAUAAAGAUUUCAUUA